GUACCUGUCGAAGACCAGCACUGAUAUAUAGCGCGUGCACGAAAGUUCAUGAUGCUAUAGUGCUUCAAUUGCUGUUUUAUUACAAGAUCCCCGCUAUUAUUUGUUUCAAAUCUGGUGUACAUUCUUCCUGGGGCGCACGAGAGUGUAGCAGGAUACCCUACUUUUCUUUCCCUUCCGGUUUAUCUUUGAUUUUGAGCGACUUCAAGAAUGGCUUCAACAAUAUCGCUUCACUUGAUCUCAGCACCAAUUCGGGCGUCAAGACAAGGUGCUAGUCUAUUCACCAGGCAUACAUUGAGCCAUGGACGCAUUACUGCCUCUGUGAUUGGUGCUGCUGGAAAGUCGGCUGCUUCCAUCAGGACCUUCUCGAGCUUGAAUUGUUCGGAAAAGAGAUGGUCGAGAAGUUCACGUGUGGCAAGGGAGCUGAACUUGAAACGUACAACGCCAUUCCUCCAGCAAAAGAGGUGGACAACAUCCAAGAAAUCAACCGAAGACGACGCCAGUCCAGACUCCAAAGAAGAAAGCUCACCAAAACCAAAACUGCUCUCUCGAUUGCCAAUCCCGACGCACGAAAACAUCUACACAGUACCAAAUAUACUAACGUUCUCCCGUCUGGUGGCCGCUCCUGUAGUCGGAUAUCUCCUUGUGCAUGACUACCAUGGCGCUGCACUAUCCUUGUUCGCUUAUGCCGGUAUCACGGACUUGAUUGACGGUUAUAUCGCUCGACGGUAUAACCUGCAGACCGUUGUCGGAACUGUGAUCGAUCCUAUGGCGGAUAAACUGCUCAUGACGAUCAGCGUGGUAUGUCUGGGAUUGAAUGGCUCCCUACCCGCCUGGCUAGCAGUUGUGAUCCUCGGUCGUGAUGUCGGUCUCGCUAUUUCCGCGCUCUACUAUCGAUGGAUCUCUCUACCACCCCCAAAGACAAUGGCACGGUACUGGGACUUUUCCCUCCCAUCCGCCGAGGUCAAACCUACGGGAAUCUCGAAACUCAACACCGCUCUGCAGCUUCUCCUUGUCGGAUCAGCAAUGGCGAUUCCCGUGGUCCCGGAAGCUAUCGCCAGUGGCUGGGGUCUCCACGAGGGCAUGACCGCACUACAAUACAUAGUUGCCACCACAACCAUCUGGUCCGGUCUAAGCUACGUCUACGCCAAAGACGCAGUGAAGAUCUUAACCAAAGAGGAAAUCCAGAAGCGUAUCACGCGAGCUGCGGCUUUGAAGAGUCGGAAGCCAUGAGAUGAUAAUAGCAUGCC
This is a messenger RNA of Paecilomyces variotii, 1247 nucleotides long. RefSeq names its product phosphatidyl synthase. The transcript has 5 exons. Bases 208 to 1230 code for a protein of 340 amino acids. The record is from RefSeq and is a predicted model, not a curated record. Gene Ontology annotation, cellular component: mitochondrion; membrane. Gene Ontology annotation, biological process: cardiolipin biosynthetic process. NCBI's taxonomy places the organism in Eukaryota, Fungi, Ascomycota, Eurotiomycetes, Eurotiales, Thermoascaceae. Gene Ontology annotation, molecular function: cardiolipin synthase activity.